Messenger RNA from Mercurialis annua (annual mercury), 869 nucleotides. RefSeq names its product transcription factor WER-like. Gene Ontology annotation, biological process: regulation of stomatal movement. The transcript has 3 exons. The record is from RefSeq and is a predicted model, not a curated record. The coding region runs from base 1 to 867 and encodes 288 amino acids. Lineage: Eukaryota; Viridiplantae; Streptophyta; Magnoliopsida; Malpighiales; Euphorbiaceae.
AUGAGGAGAGCUUCAUCUUCAUGGUCUGACCAAAUUUCUGUGAGGAGAGGAACAUGGAGUCCUGAAGAAGAUCACAAGCUGAUUUCUUACAUUAAAAGAUAUCGGAUUUGGAAUUGGAAUGAGAUGGCCAAAGCUGCUGGUUUGGCUAGGUCAGGGAAGAGUUGCAGGCUUAGAUGGGUUAAUUACCUGAAACCAGAUAUAAGGCAUGGCAACUUCUCUGAGGAAGAAGAAGAAACCAUAAUCAAACUGCAUGAAAUGUUAGGAAAUAGAUGGUCUGACAUUGCAGCCAAGUUGCCUGGAAGAACAGAUAAUGAAAUAAAAAAUUUCUGGAAUACUAAGAAAAGGAAACUUGAGAGGAACAAAACAAAAACAAUAUCAAAUUUAUUGCCAAAAGUUCAUAAAUCUGGUAAUACCUCAGCUACAAAUGUUCAACAUAAAAUGGAGGAUUACAAUGGGAAAAAUAAUACUAUAGAACAGACAAGAAUGUCUGAAUCUAGGCUCAUGAUCCAACCAUAUCCUCCAUGUGAUGACUUAUUUGUCUAUGCUUUUUUAUGUACAAUUACAAACCAGGACCCUCAUUUGAAUGAUAAUUUGUCUGAAUUAUCUGGACCAGAAGAGACUUUUUUUAGCAGGCAGCAAUUAAAUCCAGUGAGUACCGAGCAGCAUGAGGAGCCUCUUCAGUCACCUUCAUUAUCUCUUUCUAUGUCUGAUGCGUCCGUUGAGCGGAACGUUGGGCUGAUCGGAGAGCUUCAACCGUAUACUAUGAUGGAAGACGAGUAUGCACUACAAGAUGAUGGAACCAUAGCCGCAAACCUGCGUCUGGAAUCGGAGCUUGAAGAGUUUCUUCGCAAUGUUCAUCUGAUAUAGGA